AAACAAGUUUCAUUCCUACAUGCUUUCUUUCUCUCGACAAGGUUUCUGCGUCUGAAAGUCCUCAAAUAUAACGAGGUUUAUUAAUUUAUUGUUUUUCUUCUUAUGUUUAUGCUCCGGAAAGGAUUUUCGAGAAUUGGGUGAGGGAGAUGAAGACGAAUUCAAGGAUGCGGGACUGUUGGGUCGCAUUGAAUUUUGUUUGCUCUGUAGAGUUCUGGAGAAUGGCAGUGUUUUGGACACUUGCUCUUGUCAACUCCUACUUGCAGCUGUUCUCCAGAGCUUUCUUCUUUCGGAUAUCUCGCUCCUACCCUCGUUGUUCUCCGCGGCCUACUGCCACUUCAAUUUCCAAAACAAUCGCACCAACCAGGCCCCUCUGCAUCAUCACGGGCGCUACAUCUGGUUUGGGUGCUGCAUCUGCCCAUGCUCUCUCCCGUGAAGGCUUCUAUGUCGUUCUUGCUGGACGCUCUUCCUAUCUUCUAUCUAAGACUGUCGAAGAGAUCAGGAAACAGAAUGCUGAUGCCCAUCUCAAAGCAUUUCAGAUUGAUCUGUCAUGUUUCCAAUCAAUCAUAAAUUUCAAAAAUGCACUUGAGCAGUGGCUCUCAGAUUCAAAUAUGCAUCCUUCAGUUCAAGUCCUGAUCAACAAUGCGGGGAUAUUUGCAACAUCAUGUAGAUUCACAAAUGAAGGCUAUGAUCAGAUGAUGGGAACAAAUUACAUUGGUGCAUUUGCUCUGACUAAUCUACUGUUACCACUACUCAGAAGCAGCCCUGUUCCUUCCCGGAUAGUUAAUGUUACAUCAUUUACCCAUCGAUGUGUGUCUGGUACACAAGUGGAUGAGGAAACUUUGGCUGGGAAGUAUUUCUCAAGAUCAAAGCAGUACCCAUGCGCUCAUAUUUAUGAAUACUCUAAGUUCUGCUUGCUUCUGUUCUCUUAUGAGCUUCAUCGGCGACUAUACUUGAAAGAUAAAUCUCUCAAUGUCUCUGUCUUGUACGUAUUUUUGAAUGCUGUGGAUCCUGGGGUUGUAGAAACUAACAUCAUGCGGGAAGUUCCAUCAUUUCUUUCUCAGCUGGCUUUUAUGGUUUUAAGACUCCUGGGUCUCCUGCAGUCUCCUGAAAAUGGGGUUGAGUCUAUUGUUGAUGCAACCCUCGCACCUCCAGAAUCAUCUGGAGAGUACUUUUUUGGAGGAAGAGGAAGGACAGUUAAUUCCUCAAAACUUUCUUAUGACCGUGAACUUGCUGAAAAACUAUGGACCAGUUCUUAUAAGUUGUUUAUAGAGUCGCAGCUUGUGUCAAAGGAUAUUUCUUGAUUGGAACAUCAAGUAGGAAGA
Molecule: messenger RNA, 1322 nt
Organism: Telopea speciosissima
Lineage: Eukaryota; Viridiplantae; Streptophyta; Magnoliopsida; Proteales; Proteaceae
Product: short-chain dehydrogenase TIC 32 A, chloroplastic-like
Exons: 11
Coding region: 147-1301 (384 amino acids)
Source: RefSeq, a predicted model, not a curated record